AUGGAGGAGUUUCUGCACAAGGCAAAACAAGGUUGGAUGAUGAAUCCCAUGAUAGAUGGGAGUGAGUUCAAUGCAUAUUGUGAUGUGAUGUGGAGGGCGCUGCAAGAUGAAGUGUGGAGACUGAAAGAACAGGAAAAGAACAUUCAGCGGAAGUUGAUACAGCUACAGCUGGGAGAACUGCGAAGCAGAAACAAAGUACAGACUCAGGCCGCAAUGGUGGCCACCUCUAAGGGGGACACUGCAAAAGAGACCCAGCGAUGCAAACUGUGCAGACGCUAA
Xyrichtys novacula (pearly razorfish) is the source of this 279-nucleotide messenger RNA. NCBI's taxonomy places the organism in Eukaryota, Metazoa, Chordata, Actinopteri, Labriformes, Labridae. The record is from the annotation of a GenBank genome assembly.